AUGCUGGCUGUCUCGGUAUUCCUGUUUGUAGUGAUUACCUCACAUGUGGAAUCAGUUUCAGCUAAGGAGGAGGGUGUAGGAACUCAAGUGCAAAUGUUGCUCUCGCAAUUCUUCCAUAUGGGAAAGCUACAAUGUUAUCAAUGUACCAACUGUGAUAAAGUGGAUAAGAACACCCCGAAGAAACAGAACUGUGGAGCUUGUGUUAAAGCUGUUACAACAAAACCAGUGAAAGUAAUUACAAGAUCAUGCGUAGGUUCCUGUGAAGGUCUCCCUAGUAUUGCAUAUACUGACAUCUACUGCUGUGAAUCUGAACUCUGCAAUUCAACAACACAGAUCAAAUUGAAUCUCAAGCUGAUUGGCUUUACCCUCUUAAUUUUCAUCAUCAUGAAAUAUUUUCAAAAACUCUAUUGAAUCGAUUUCGGUCA
Molecule: messenger RNA, 425 nt
Organism: Trichobilharzia regenti
Lineage: Eukaryota; Metazoa; Platyhelminthes; Trematoda; Strigeidida; Schistosomatidae
Source: the annotation of a GenBank genome assembly